AUGAAUCAAUUUGUGCUGGCGGCUGUGGUGAGCGGCGCGGCGGCCAUCUUCCCUCUGACGGGGUUCGGCGGCUGCGACCAGGAGGUGACGGAGGUGCGGGCCGGCCGUGCCGUCCACCUCAGCUCGGAGAACUACCCCCGACCGUACCCGCGCGGUGCCUGCCAGCGCCGCCUGCUGCGGCCCGACUCCGCUGAUACAGCUGUCUCGCUGGUCUGCACCGACAUAGACCUAGACUCUGUGGUGCUCCCCUGGGUGCACUGGCGCGUCUGGGGUGACUUCCUCGAGCUGCCCGGCCGGGGUAUGCUGUACGGCCGCCAGUGGUUUCAAUGUGACACGGCGCCUCUGUUGCUGGACGCUCCGCCGGGGGCCGAGGUGCCGCUCGAGUUCUCGGCAAACUAUCUGCUCCAGCACAGAGGGUUCAACUGUGUGGCCCGCGGUCUGUCCAAGGAGCGGAGGAACAGCCGGCGGCGGGCGGCCCGGCUGCACAGAGAGCUGACAGACUGCGGCAGGUCGCGAGUGAAACGCAUUCUGGACGGAAAGGACGCGAAGGUCGGCGAGUUUCCGUUCGUCGUCUACAUCGUCACACGCACCAGCGACGACAAAACGCUGUACUGCUCCGCAUCUCUCAUCAGCCGCCGGUUCGUGCUCACGGCCGCUCACUGCCUGGAAUCUGCCGUCUGGACCGAGCUGAGGCUGGGCGCUCUCGACAUCGGACACCCAGGCGCCCAGUCGCUGGUGGUCAACGCUACCAAAUUCAAACAGCAUCCCGAAUGGAGCAUCGUCAGCCUGGAGCGGAGUCACGACAUCGGCCUGAUCGAGUUAUCCGAGGAUGUCCAGUUUAACGACGUCAUCCAGCCGAUCUGUUUGCCGGCGAUUCUGGAGCUGGAGCAGCAGUACACGGACAUGGAAGGCACCAUCGCCGGCUGGGGCAAAACUGACCCCAACAAGCCGGGGGGCAGCUUCAUUCUGCAGGCGGCCAAGGUGCGUAUCAUCGGCAACUGCGAGUGCGCCAACCGGUUCCCGUUCCAGAUGACGCCGCUGAAGAUCUGCUCCAAACCGACCACCGCCAAACAGUCGCACUGCUCGGGUGACAGCGGCGGGCCGCUGAUGAUCUUCCAGUCCGGUCGCUGGUCACUGGUCGGUAUCAGCAGCUUUGUAGGGGCCGCCGGCUGUGACAUCGGGGACCCGGCCGGCUACACACGCGUCGCACCCUACCUCGCCUGGAUACGGGAUAACACAGAUGUGCAGCUCGAUAUGUGAGGUCGCUCGGUGAUGUGGGACUGACUGAUGUCUGGUAAUGUGAGACUGGUAAAUGUGCUGACGGCUGUUGUCACUUGUCACUGUUGGAUGUGUAAGGCAGGUGACCCAUUGGUGUGAUGCCUAGUACACUAAUGAUGUCAGACGAGCUGAUGCUGUGGUUGUUGAGCGAUACGUUUAUUCUUCGUCACUUUGUGUAUUUCUUUUGUGUGUGUAAGCAUUCACAGUAUCUAUGUGCCAUACCAUGCAGUGUAACAAGUGUAUCGUGCAUGUGUAAUGCGUUUGUUAAGUGCAAGACCUUGCAAGGGUAGACGCUUGCGUUUGUAUGUUGCGGUUGCAACUUACAAGCUGUGUUUGUAGAUGUACGUUAGGUUAUGGCUAGACUUAAUCGUUGUCUGUGUAGAAAGUAGUUCGUAUGCACUUGGUUUGCAUUGCCCACUGUACUGGACCUGGUAGGCGACUCAAUAAACACUCGGGUGCGUAAGCAAAUAACAA
This is a messenger RNA of Amphibalanus amphitrite, 1752 nucleotides long. Its product is annotated as collagenase-like. Gene Ontology annotation, biological process: proteolysis. Gene Ontology annotation, molecular function: serine-type endopeptidase activity. The coding region runs from base 1 to 1260 and encodes 419 amino acids. NCBI's taxonomy places the organism in Eukaryota, Metazoa, Arthropoda, Thecostraca, Balanomorpha, Balanidae. The record is from RefSeq and is a predicted model, not a curated record. The transcript has 7 exons.